AAAACGUACUGGCGAUUACCACAACAGCUGUACACUGGCUUCUUUUUUGUUAACGACGUCGAUCGAGACAAGCAGUGACAGAAACAUGAUUUCGCUUGGGAUUUUGUGAGAGAUAUCUUUGCAGCAGACGGACAUACUGCCAUUGCAACUUCCCGUUCCCUCAAUUCAGUGUGUCUUGGGUCUGACUCGCAAUAUACUAAGACAGCAUGGCCAAGCGGAUUUAAGCUGCGACUGAAGAACAGGCGAAGCGAUCCCUGGGGGCGACCACAUUCUUGGCAUUCAGCCAAAAUCACAGAGAACCCGCCCGAUCUCAGUAUGAUGCAAGUAUCUCAGGGCAUGAUUGGCACUCCUUGGCACCAAGCCUACCAUUCCAGUUCCUCCACAAGUGACCUCUCCAGCUAUGACCAUGGCUAUCUGAGAAGAAGCCCUGACCAGUACAGCUCCAGAGGAAGCAUGGAGAGUCUGGACCACACCCCUACGGGAUACUCCCAUCAACCCUGCCACCUCUCACCAGCCAAAUCCACCAAUAGUAUCGACCAGCUUCCCCAUCUGCACAGCAAGAGGGAUUCUGCAUACAGCUCUUUCUCUACUAGCUCCAGCAUCCCCGAAUAUCCAGCACCUACAUUCUGCAAGGAACGGUCAUACUCCAUGGAGAAUGUGCAUUCCCGGAUCAGGCCGCAGGAAGGGGGAAUGCGACAGGCUGAUAUUAGGUACAUUAAAACUGUCUACAAUGCCCAGCGAGGGGUUUCAGAGGAAUACGAGGUGAAGUCUUCUUCUCUUUUGCCUAGCAGGGAGGCCCAGGCCAAAGGCUACAACACCAGCAGGUUGUAUGGCUACAACAAAGGCCCACAAACCCGGAGUUCAUCUGACAGCGAGAGCCAGUAUGUGAAAGGGCCUCCCAUGCCACCAACCCGUAGCGAUAGUUAUGCAGCAACAAGGCACCAUGAGAGGCCCAGCUCUUGGUCUAGUGUUGAUCGUGUUGAUCACAGAAAGCCAUGUAGGACUCAUUCCAAAGGUGUUUGGUCCCACCUGGGCCCAGGGACUCCUUCUCCUCUGGGGCAGCUCCAGAAAUCUCCAUUCCUUGACGGACCACUCCACACAGUGAUGGAGAAGAGCCCAGAGAGCAGUCCCACAAUGAAGCCCAAGCAGGUGUAUUCCCAAGCAACUCAACCGGGGCAGCCUUUGCUUCCAACCGGUGUUUACCCUGUACCUUCUCCUGAACCACAUUUUGCCCAAGUCCCUCACCCUUCUGCAAGUAAUACUGGGAUGCUUUAUCCAGCGCUUGCCAAAGAGCGUGGGUACGCACCAGCCCCUGCUUCUCCAGAUUCCUAUGAAAAGGCUGCAGCCUGCGGUCAGCAUUCUAGCUUGGAUGAGAACGGAAACCAAAGCAUUCCUAACAAGACGGUUAUCUUCUAUCAUCCUGAAUGUGUGCCGUUGACAGCAGGGAAAAAGAAAGAUGCGGGUGAUCCGGAUGCAAAGUUUAUCUUGUACAGAACUCAUCCUCAAGCCUACCCAAUUUCUUCAAGACAGGAUGAGUUGGGACCCUUGCAUAUGGCAACACCUGUUGUCCAGGAAAUCACAAGAAAUGCACAGCCUUUGAGCCACAACUCUCAGCCCUGGCUGUCUCAUCUAAGGGAUGGGGGCGACAGCAAAAGUGUCUGCCAGUCUAAGGGCUACGGGGCAGGAGAGCACCAGGAGGAGAAGAACGCUAAGCCGCAGAAAAGUGAGAGAGCUUCCACAGCACAAAACCAAUGGAACUCCAGCAAGGCCAAGCAGUAUAGCUUUUUUUCUUUGCAAAAUAUCCCAGAAAGUACUAAAUUGCAAAAUAACUUAAAUCUAAAGGAGAUGGAACAAUUCCGGAGCUACUCGGAUGCCAAAUGGCAUUUUGUGAAUAGCGGCAGCCAAGCAGAGAGAGACUACCGUGGGCAGAUCCCUGAGUGCUGGCAGGACAGAGAAUGGCAGGCCUUGGAAAGACACCAUGAUGGAUUUACUGGCACGGAGCAUGUUCGGGAACGGAUCCAUAGUGCAGAGCCAAAGUAUGAUGAGCCUUCUUCUCCAUUGCACCCAAAGACAUCAGAUUUCAGCUUUCGCCGGCUUAGUUCUAGCAGCACCCAAAGCUUCCAGAGCUCUCAGAAUGGGAAAAUGGACUCUAGAAAGGCCCACUGUUCCGUUUUGGAGAAGGUCAACAAGAUAGAGCAGCGUGAACAAGGCAACCAGAGGCCUCAGAGUCUGAGUGUAAGCAAUUUUAGCCAGAAUUAUGGGUCAAACAAGCCCAGCCUUAACAACAUUGAAGACAUCCGAAACAGGCGUAACUCUCAAGAGCAUGGCCAGUUACUGGGUGAACACUGCAAGCCAGCCAAUAUUCCCAUCUCUGAACCUGUCUCAUAUGCACAAUAUCCAACUGAGAAAGGGGUCAUCAAACCAGAGAGGGCUAGCUGGCAUUCUGCAGAGCAGCAGACAGGAGCAACAACUGCAGUAGUAGCAGUGCCAGCAAGGCAGAGUGUUUACCAUGGUGGUUUCUCUGAAAACGAGCCUCAGAAACAUGUGCCGCAACUGCAGCGGAGUAGAAGCACAUUCCAGUUGAUAGAUGAGCCCGGGAGGGAAAUCUUAUGGAAAGGUAAUGUCCAGGACUUGAAUGGAUUACAGUUGGAUACACCCUUUAACAGGGCUUACCGGAACAGCAUAAAAGAUGCCCAGUCAAGGGUCUUGAGAGCUACAUCCUUCAGGCGCAAGGACCUCAACAUCAGCCCUCCAUUUGGAAACGAGCCUAGGAGGAGUGUCCAUCGUCCAGCUUCAGCCCAUGUCGGGAUGAGGAGCACGGCAGCAUCUCCACAUACCCCAAAGGAGAGACACAGCAUAACUCCAACGGAGACCAAGCAGGGCUAUACCAACAAUGAGAGUCUUCCUGGAUCGCUGCACGUACCCCGUAUCGGAGGCAGAAAGCGUCUGACAGCAGAGCAGAAAAAAAGGUCCUACUCCGAGCCAGAGAAAAUGAACGAAGUGGGUGUGUCUGACAGUGAGCUCUCGCCCUUCUCUCUCCAGAAGAAAGCCCCCCAUUUUGUUUUUCCAGAGAACACAGUGGCUGACCGACGCAAGAUCUUUGAGAGGGAGAACAAGGCUUGCUCCACCAUUAAUCUUUCAAAACCGGAGUUGAAGCAGCUACAGCAAAACGCCCUGGCAGAUUACAUUGAACGCAAAACAGGGAAACGGCCUUCCUCCGCAUCCCAGGACACCAGCUCCCAAACCCCGUGCCAGCAAACAGGAGCUCCGGAUGGCCAGUCUCUCUCAUCUUCUUCCAGCAUGAAUUCUCUUCAAGAUCUGAGUCUGUAUCAUCAUAGGGAGUCUCUAGAGAGAGUUUGUAAACCCGGGCGUGGCUUUGCUACCCUACCUCCUGGGCUAAUGGGCUGCUUCGAUGUCACUGGAUAUGAGAACAAAAAGGGGCUCCCAAAUAACAGCAACAGCUCCUUUCCCAACUGGCUGAAAACAGACCGGCAUCAGGAUCUCAGACCUAAUCCAGAGCUCACAAAAGGCACUCAGACAGAUCAGUUGGACAUUUGCACCCAGCCGUACUGUGGCAACCAAGCUCCGGAAAAGAAGCCCGCAUGCACCAAGAAGCCUGGGAAAUCAGUGUCGGCAGAGGACUUGCUUGACAGAUCAGAUAACCAAGCAGUCGCUGUGCAUGUUCGAUCCAGGUCAUCUCCUAUAGCUGAUAAGAAAUGCCAGGAUUUGCUGAUGGGAGACAGGUCUGAGUUCAGCCAUUUUGUGAAAGAUCCCUUCUAUGUGGUGGAUGCUGGUAGCCGAUCAUUUGACAGUAAAGAAAGAAAUCAGAUGGACAAACCAGCAUUUGCACGCUAUUAUCCUCACCCUCGGCACAGCAGUGGGAAUGUCAGUAACGCAUCACCACUGAGCGAUGGCCUGAAAGCCCCGGAUCUUCUCAGGCAUCUCAGCAGAACGUCAGCCUUUGCCCCACUGCCAGUGGAUGCAAAUAGUCAUCGUUCUGACCCUAAACAAAGCGCCAUGCCCGUUCUUCCUUCCAAAUCUGGUCAGCCCUCAACCAAUGCUGCAAAUUCCACACCAGCUCUUGCCCGAGAAGGCCAGGAAACAAGAUGGCAGCCCAAAUUUGACAGGGAUGACAAUAGUAAAGUUCAAGCCCAGGUUCUCGACAAUGGCGACUGUCCCCUCAAAGAUUCUGCAGAAGAAACCGCUUGGAGAUGGAAGGCUGCUCUGCCCCAAAGACAUCUCCCAACUAAUGCCAAAUGGGUCCAUUUGGUCAAAGACGACAGCCUCCCAAAGAACUCUGUAUCUCCUCAGGCGUCUGGGCAGAAGGUCUUCCAACGGUGGCAAAGCCUUCCCUCACAAAGCAGCUCUUCUUCUGAGCCAGAGACUCUUUCUGGCCAAGGAAGACUCUCACUCCGCAUCUCGGAGUCCUACCUACAGAUGACCCCUCCGCCAUUCCAUCGGGAAGAAGGGGACGAUGACGUUUUCUUCCAAGAGACACAGCCUCAUGCAGCCACCACUGAGUCCAAGCGUUCAUCCCCUCUGUUGCCACCUCCACCUCUACUUCCUGUACAGAGCUCCAGUGCUAUGGCAAACGCUAUGGAUGAAUUUCCACUUUCUCCUAUUGCCCUGGAAGUGAAUGCAGCAGCAAUGGACAAAGCUGCAAGUCUCAGAGAAAAGGAGUCUCCAGAAAGAAACUUAAACAGAUUUCCUAGAGGCCUCAGUGAGAGGGAGAAAGCUGGAUCGAACAUCGCCAUCAGCAAGAGCGGCUGGGUUGUUCCACCUCCGUUUGGAACCUCGGGAUCCAAAGCAAAUGGCUUUGCCCCUUCCCCGGAAGCAGGACCGCAGCCACUGGCCACUCAAGAAUCCGUUAAUGGAACACCUGUCAGUCAGCCCAGAGAGCCCAUUGCGGUGAGCAAGGCGUAUGAAAAUGAGGGGCUUAACCCCGAGAGUUACUCAGGGAAGAAGAAGACUCCAGAAGACAUCAAGGAGGAGACUCUGGCAAAGGAGAUAAUCCACAAGGACAAGUCACUGGCUGGCGUCCUGGAUCCAGACGCCAAGAUGAAGACCACCAUGGAUUUGAUGGAAGGAAUAUUUCCUAACGGGGCCAGGAUGCUUAAGGAGAACACAAGGAGGAAGAUCUUGCAGAAGAGGACAGCUGGUCAUUCGGCCGCGGAGGAUGAUAAGAGAGAAGAGAAGGAAGCUGCCACCACUUUGGCUCCCUGCCCUGCUUACUUCAGCGUGUCUGCUCCCAAAGCCGAGCUGCUGAACAAAAUCAAAGAUUUGCCGGAAGAGACAGGCGGGGAUGAGGAACAAGGGGAUGUCAACGAGAAGAAGGCUGAACUCAUUGAGAGCUUGUCCCGCAAGCUGGAGACUCUGAAAGAAGCCAAGGAGAGCCUGCAGGCAGACGUCAGGCUCAACAAUGCUUUGGGAGAGGAAGUGGAAGCGUUGAUCAGCGGCCUGUGCAAGCCCAACGAGUUUGAGAAAUACAGGAUGUUCAUUGGAGACCUGGAUAAAGUGGUCAGCCUGUUGCUUUCACUCUCAGGACGCCUGGCCAGGGUGGAGAAUGUUCUCAACAGCCUCGGCGAAGAUGCUGACGAUCAGGAACGGAGCUCCCUGAACGAGAAGCGGAAGAUGCUGGCAGGCCAGCACGAGGACGCGCGGGAGCUGAAGGAGAACCUCGACCGGCGAGAGCGGGUGGUCUUGGACAUUCUGUGCAGUUACCUCUCCGAAGAGCAGCUUCAAGACUACCAGCAUUUUGUGAAGAUGAAAUCUGCCCUUCUCAUCGAACAGCGCGAGCUCGAUGACAAGAUCAAACUGGGGCAGGAGCAACUCAAGUGCCUUCUGGAGAGCUUGCCCGUGGACUUUGCCCUUCGGAGCAAAAAAGCAGUGGCCCCCCUGGCGCCCGUGGGGUCUGGCGUGAAUAGCAAUAGGCCGCCACCAGCAUCUUCGCUCUGACCCAAACAGGUGUCUGCUGAACUCUUCUUCUUGAAUUUAUUUAAUCAGAGACAGCUUUUAACUUUUUUUUGUUUGGAAUUGAUGGGAGGUUUCUUUUUUAAAAAAUUAACAUACAGAAAACAAAACGGCAUGGAAAGCUUUGGGGUUUUCCCCCUUCUGCCUGUGAUCACAGGCCCACGAGACUCUCAUGAAAAGGAAUGGAAUCCUUGUGGCUGAGAAAGGAGGCGACGUGUUCUCCAAGCAGGUGGACUCAUCGUAAACAAACAUGAGCUGCUCCCGCCAGAGGAAUCGGGGAGUUCCUCUGAGCACCGACGGUUGUUAAAUAAUGAAGGAUCUACAACAAUGAAGCCUUAAUUAAAAUAUUGAUGAGCGACCUGCUCUCCUGAACAAUAUCGGUAUUUAUAUUUUGUAAAAGCUGCAAGGUAGAAUUCUGUAAAGAUUUUUUUGUACAAUAACAUUAAUCAGUUGUUUGAUUCUACUUCAAUAUGUAUGUAGGAAACAAAUCGUUUGAAUUUUUUUUUUGUACUUAACAGAGAAAAAUGAAAGAGGAACAUCUCCCAAGCCCCACCCCCUUACGAUAAUCACAAAACACAGCUUGGAGUAUCUGUAUCAACUAGCAGGAAAUGCUCCAGGCCCUGAUCCAAGGUGCUUACAUGCAAAAUCUCUGUGUGCACAACCAGUACUUCGUCCUCCUUGGGCCAUAUGUGGAUACAGCUUUGCAUCUUCUGCCAGAAACAUAUGGGAAAUAUACUAUCGUUCCCCCGCUCCCCCUCCUGGUAGAUCCUGGUCAUAGCGCUAAAGAUUGUAUUCCCAUGUACACAGCCUUGCAUAUACGAUCAUAAUACAUCUGCUCCCCCAUCUUUGCAAGGUGCUUGGUGUCCCCAUGGUUAGCAGCGGGCAGCACAGACUUACGUGCAUGGAGAACAAGGUCCUGCCUCUCGAGCCCUCUUUCUUUUCCUGCACGGCAGGAUCCAGUGCAGUUGGGGAGCAAUAUUCCAUACACACAAUGCCCCAACUUUUGAGCACCCAUAUCUACUGGAUGGGGUGGGGGGCAUUUAUCUCUUUAGUACCUGCUGAAUGUACCAGUAAGUGACCUUUCUGAGAAAGCUUUGCACAGCAAAAAUACCGUCUUCCAAAUCUGCGACAUGAAGCAACCACCCGUUCGAACAAGCACUUGCGUGAACCAAACAACUCAGGAGUCGACGCGAAGCUGAAGCAAAGAGAUCUCCCCCUAUCCACCUCUUGGACUCACGGACAAUUUAAAAACAUUUAUUUUAAAAAAGGAACAGAAAGCAUGGAACCGCAUGCGGCCUGGGAAAUAUUUGAAUGACUUCUCGAGAUGGUUCUGUGAAUGUCUUUAUUUAUAGAUUGCUUCCCUCCCCACAAAAUGUUUGUAUACAUUAGUCUUGGUUCUUUUUUUUUUAAAAAAACACAAUUGUUCUUCGUUCUGCUAAUCCUGUUGGAACUGACCUUAGCCAAAAUGGAGCAAAUAGAGUCAAUUACCCCA
Molecule: messenger RNA, 7462 nt
Organism: Eublepharis macularius
Lineage: Eukaryota; Metazoa; Chordata; Lepidosauria; Squamata; Eublepharidae
Gene: SHROOM3
Product: shroom family member 3
Exons: 10
Coding region: 316-5955 (1879 amino acids)
Biological process (GO): actin filament organization
Cellular component (GO): adherens junction; apical junction complex; apical plasma membrane
Molecular function (GO): actin filament binding
Source: RefSeq, a predicted model, not a curated record